AGGAAGAGGAAGUGAAGCGGACUGGUGACCCACGUGGAUUUCACGCGCGUCUCCGAGUGUCAGAGGGCCGGACUUUUAAGUUGUGUCCGGGUCAGUGCGGCGGCAGCAUGGGGCGCUCGGGCAAGUUGCCGUCCGGUGCCUCGGCUAAGUUGAAGCGCUGGAAGAAAGGCCACAGCAGCGACAGCAACCCCGCCACCUACCGCCACCGCCAGGCCGCGCGCAGCCGCUUCUUCAGCCGGCCGUCAGGAAAGAGCGAGCUGACGGUUGACGCGGUGCGGCUGCACAACGAGCUGCAGUCGGGGUCCCUGCGCCUGGGCAAGAGCGAAGCCCCCCAGUCGGCUGUGGAGGAGGGCGAGGAGCUGGCUUUCACGGAGAGGUCCUCGGCCACCUUCCUGAGCGGCCUCUCUGAUUGCACCAACGUCACCUUCAGCAAAGUGCAGCGCUUCUGGGAGUCCAACUCGGCUGCCCACAAGGAGAUCUGUGCGGUUCUGGCUGCUGUCACUGAGGUGAUUCGCUCUCAAGGAGGGAAGGAGACGGAGACAGAAUACUUUGCUGCUCUGAUGACAACAAUGGAGGCUGUGGAGUCCCCAGAGUCCCUGGCUGCUGUCGCUUACCUACUGAACCUUGUCUUGAAGCGUGUGCCCAGUCCUGUGCUCAUUAAGAAGUUUUCUGAUACCUCCAAAGCCUUCAUGGACAUCAUGUCUACCCAGGCCAGCAGCGGCUCCACCUCUGCUCUCCGAUGGGUCCUCUCCUGCGUGGCCACUCUUCUUCGAAAGCAAGACCUAGAGGCCUGGGGCUACCCUGUGACCCUCCAGGUGUACCAUGGGCUGCUGAGCUUCACUAUGCAUGCCAAGCCCAAGGUCCGGAAAGCUGCCCAGCAUGGAGUGUGCUCAGUGAUUAAAGGCAGCGAAUUCAUGUUUGGUGAGAAGGCCCCUGCCCAUCAUCCUGCCGCUGUUUCCACUGCUAGGUUCUGCAUCCAGGAGAUUGAGAAGUCUGGAGGCACCAAGGAGGCCACCACCGCACUGCACAUGCUGACACUGCUGAAAGACAUGCUACCCUGCUUCCCGGAAGGCCUGGUGAAGAACUGCAGUGAGACGCUCCUCCGGGUCAUGACCUUGAACCAUGUGCUGGUAACAGCCUGUGCCAUGCAGGCCUUCCACAGCCUCUUCCAUGCCAAGCCCAGCCUAGGCACCCUGUCGGCAGAGCUCAACGCCCAGAUCAUCACGGCCCUAUAUGACUACUUGCCCAGUGAGAAUGACUUGCAGCCCCUGCUGGCCUGGCUUAAGGUCAUGGAGAAAGCCCACAUCAACUUGGUCCGGUUGCAGCGGGACCUAGGCCUAGGCCACCUUGCUCGCUUUUUUGGAACUGCGAUGCCUUGUCUCCUCUCCCCUCACUUGCAGGUGGUGACAGCUACCACACAGAGCCUGAAGGAGAUCCUAAAGGAGUGCGUGGCUCUGCACAUGGCUGACAUCGGCUUGGUGACCUCUUCAGCUUCAGGUGCUGCCCGAUAUAUUGCCAAGAUGUUCAGGGCAGUGGAGGAAGGCCUGACCUACAAAUUCCAUGCAGCGUGGGGCUCUGUGCUACAGCUGCUGUGUGUCUUCUUUGAGGUGUGUGGCAGGCAGGCCCACCCUGUGAUGAAGAAGUGCCUCCAGUCCCUGUGUGACCUGCGCCUCUCCCCUCACUUCCCCCACACGACAGCCCUAGACCAGGCAGUGGGGGCUGCAGUGACCAGCAUGGGGCCCGAGGUGGUGUUGCAGGCUGUUCCUUUGGAAAUUAAUGGCUCCGAGGAGACUCUGGACUUCCCACGGAGCUGGCUGCUACCUGUCAUCAGGGACCAUGUCCGGGAAACAAGGCUUAAUUUCUUCACCACCUACUUCUUGCCCCUGGCUGCCACCCUGAAGAGCAAAGCUCUGGAGCUGGCCCAGGCAGGGAGCACAGUGGAGUCCAAGAUCUACGACACACUGCAGUGGCAGAUCUGGACCCUCUUGCCUGGGUUUUGCACAAGGCCCUCAGAUGUGGCUGCCUCCUUCAAAGGUCUGGCACGGACACUGGGCACUGCCAUCAGUGAGCGCCCGGACCUGAGAGUCACUGUGUGCCAGGCCCUGCGCACCCUCAUCACCAGGGGUUGUGAGGCAGAGGCUGAUCGGGCUGAAGUGAGCCGCUUUGCCAAAAACUUCCUGCCAAUCCUUUUCAACUUGUAUGGGCAGCCUGUAGCUACUGGGGACACACCAGCCCCUCGCAGAGCUGUGCUGGAGACUAUCAAAACUUAUCUCACCAUAACUGAGACUCAGUUGGUGAAUGGUUUUCUGGAAAAAGCAAGUGAGAAGGUGCUUGACCCUGCCAGUUCAGACUUCACCAGAUUGUCUGUUCUGGACCUGGUUGUGGCCUUGGCUCCUCAUGCGGAUGAAGUGGCCAUCAGCAGACUGUACUCUACCAUCCAGCCCUACCUGGAGAGCAAGGUUCAUGGGGUGCAGAAGAAGGCCUACCGAGUUCUGGAGGAGGUGUGUGCCAGCUCCCAGGGGCCCGCGGCCCGCUUUGUGGAGAGUCACCUGGAUGACCUGAAGAAGACCCUGCUGGACUCGCUCCGGAACACGUCCUCGCCCGCCAAGAGGCCCCGUUUGAAGUGCCUCAUCCAUGUUGUGAAGAGCCUCUCAGCUGAGCAUGAGGAGUUUAUCGCUGCCCUCAUCCCAGAGGUAAUCCUGUGCACCAAAGAGGUGUCCGUGGGCGCCCGAAAGAAUGCUUUUGCCCUGUUGGUGGAGAUGGGCCGUGCUUUUCUGCGGUUUGGCUCCAACCAGGAAGAAGCCCUGCAGCAGUACCUCAUUCUGAUCUACCCUGGCCUCGUGGGCCCAGUAACCACAGUCAGUUGCAGCAUCCUGGCCCUGACCCACCUCCUUUUUGAGUUUAAAGGGUUGAUGGGGACCAGCACAGUGGAACAGCUGCUGAAGAAUGUGUGCCUGCUGCUGGCCUCACGCACCCGAGAUGUGGUCAAAUCUGCCCUGGGCUUCAUCAAGGUGGCUGUGGUGGUCAUGGAUGUGGUGCACCUGGCCAAGCACGUGCAGCUCGUGAUGGAAGCCAUUGGGAAACUGUCAGAUGACAUGCGGCGACACUUCCGCAUGAAGCUUCGGAACCUAUUCAUCAAGUUCAUCCGCAAGUUUGGAUUUGAGUUGGUGAAGGGACUACUGCCCGAGGAGUACCACAAAGUGCUGAUCAACAUCCGGAAAGCUGAGACUAGGGCCAAGAAGCACCGUGCCCUGACUCAGGCUGCUGCAGAGGAAGAAGAAGAGGAGGAGCCCAUCCAGGGCAAGGGAGACAGCAUUGAAGAGAUUUUGGCUGACUCAGAGGAUGAGGAUAACGAAGAGGAGGAUCAAGGCCAUGGAAGGGAGCAGCGGAAGCUGGCGCGGGAGAGGAGCCGGGCAUGGCUCAAGGAAGGUGGUGGGGAUGAGCCCCUCAACUUCCUGGAUCCCAAGGUGGCCCAGAGAGUCCUUGCCACACAGCCUGAGCCAGGCCGGGGCAAGAAGAAGGACCAUGGCUUCAAGGUGAGCGCUGAUGGCCGGCUAAUCAUACGGGAGGAGGAAGAUGGCGACAAGGUGGAGGAAGAGUAUGACACUAAAGGUGGGACUUCAGCUCUUUCUGGGGUCACAGCUGCUUCUGGCCCAGCCAGGAGGAAGAAACGUAAGCAGCAGAAAGAGGCUGAGGAGGAAGAGCUGGAAAUGCCCCCUCAGUACCAAGCUGGAGGCUCUGGCAUCCAUCGUCCACUGGCCAGGAAGGCCCCACCUGGGGCUGAAUACAAGGCCAAGAAAGCAAAAGGUGAUAUGAAAAAGAAGGGACGACUUGAUCCCUAUGCCUACAUCCCUCUCAACAGAACCAAGCUUAACCGCAGGAAGAAGGUGAAACUACAGGGACAAUUCAAAGGUCUGGUGAAAGCUGCCCAACGGGGGUCCCAGGUGGGACAUAAACUCCGCAAAAAGGAUCGCCGGUCCUGAAGCCCAGGACCCCUGGGUACUCUGAUCUAAGCCAAAGCUGGCUCCAAGUACUCAAGAUUUGCACAGCCUGGACUCAGUGACUUGCUGGAGAUGGAACAUGACUCUGAGAGAUGCCCAGGAUUUUAGAACUCCAAGUGGGACUCAGCUUUAGAAACAUCCUUGGGAGGACUGGGGAGAUAACAGUAGAAUAAGCACUUGCCUGGCAAGUGCAGGGUCCCGAGUUCAAUCCCUGGUACUGCAAAAAAAAAAAAAAGAAUAGAAAAGAAACAUCCGUGGGGAUGAGACUGUGGCAUUACUGCCUCUGAGUAGGUCCUGUGAGGUGAAUGUGCUUUCUGCCCAGUGGCCAUGAGCAGGGUAGCUUGGCCAUGUGCUGCUCUUAACUGGGCUGUGGUCUGGUGUGUGAGAUUUGCUAUGAUCAGGUGUGCAAUAAAUGUGUAUCACCGUGUGUUAGCCCUAGAAACACUGUUUGGUAACCUGUCCUCUCCAGGUGGAAGAAUGGAGAUGGCUGGCCAGGGUGACCUUGACUCCUUCCUGCUUGACUCAGCAUCCAGGCUAGGGCUGUGCCCAAAGGCCAGGCCUUCCACCCUGCUCAGAGUCAGGAGAGUGCCCUGGCUUCACUUGGCAGUCCCAGUUGGAAAGCAACUUUUAGGGGUCAGGAAGGGCACUGAAUGCUCCAGCACUGAUGCCUAUAGCCGUGCUUGGACCCUAGGAAUAGAAUUUUGGGAUAGAAAGGUGGUAGCUGGCUCAGCUGACAGCUGCAGGUUGAGUGCAAGUUUAUAUGAUGCUUCAGUUGGCCAGGAUUUACAUCUUUAAAAAAGUUGGAAGCCAGUUGUCAUUUAUCACGUGUACUGAGCCCCUCCACAUAUUUUGCACACAUUGUUCAGCCAUGUCUCUGUUACUACCCAACCCCCUAUCCAGAUCUGGUUGGGUACAAGGUGGUUCCCACUGGUCCAGCCUGCUUGGUCUGGUGCAUAUCUGCUGUACCCCAGAGGUCCCUUGUCCUAUCAGCCCAGGGUCUCCCCAUUUUUAAAAAUUUUAUUUAUUGUGUACAAGGUCCCCUUACG
This is a messenger RNA of Octodon degus (degu), 5047 nucleotides long. RefSeq names its product ribosomal RNA processing 12 homolog (gene Rrp12). The record is from RefSeq and is a predicted model, not a curated record. The coding region runs from base 108 to 3983 and encodes 1291 amino acids. NCBI's taxonomy places the organism in Eukaryota, Metazoa, Chordata, Mammalia, Rodentia, Octodontidae. The transcript has 33 exons.